CCUGUUAAAUUUCCCUUAUUUCCUGAUAGCCAUCACAUCUGUCCAGCGAGGCAGGUGCUGAAGACUCAGGAUGCCUGCUCAGAACACGCAUGCUCAGCUCACAAGUCUAAGCUAGGAUCAUCCCUCAUUUAUCUGCUUGGGAUUAAAUAGUAACAGGAUUCCUGAUAAAAUAAUGCUUAGGAAACAGGUGCAAGGUGAAUGAGCUAUGCAAUAAGAAAUACCAACAGUUUUUAUUUCAGUUUUUUAUUUUUCCCUCCUGGGAAUGAGCCCAGAGCCUUAAGCAUGAUAAAUAAGAAUUCUACCAGCACACCCCACCUGAGCUCUUGCAAGUUCUGUUCUUCAAGACUUCUAUCUAGUACAAUUAAUUAAUUACUUUCUUAUUUAUUAUGUGCAUGUAUGGGGUGUGCACGCCAUGAUACCCGUGUGGAGGUCAGAUGAUAACCUGUGGUAACCGGUUCCUCUUUCCUGGUUAUGGGACCUGCAGACUGAACCCCAGUUGUCAGGCUUUCGAGCAAGCACGUUUCCCUACUGGCUUAUCCCUGCAGCCUCCCAGCAGAGGUUUAAAGGGGCUUUAGCAUCUCCCGUGUUGGGUCGCCUUGGCCUCUAUUCCAUUUCCUGUCCUCUGUUGCUCUCAAUAUUGAGGGACUUACUUCUGUUUGUAUGUUUGUACACUUUUGUGUGCACGUGCGUGUCGCACACACGUGUUUACAUAUGUGUUCUUGUGGGGAGCCAGGUUUCUUCCUGAAACAUAGUCCACAUUGUUAGUCUUGAGUUAGGGUCUCAGUAUGGCCAGCCAGCUAUUCCUGGGGCUGGAGUGCUGUCCUUAGUGCUGGCGUUCCAGGCGUGCACCGCCACAGCCAGCGUCUGACAUGGGUGUUGGGGAUAUGAACGCAUGACCAGCAAGUUGCUGACUGAGUCAUCUCCCUGGUCUUUACUGUUGUUAUGUGUGUCCAUCUCCUGAAACGAUAUGCUGUCAGAUCCCAGUGAGGAGCCACACGUUGUACAUCAGCUUUUUGUUUGCUUGGGUUUUUUUGUUUUUUUGUUUUUUUUGUUUUUUUGUUUUUUUGUUUUUUUUUGUGCUGCUGAGGUUGGAGACCAGGGCCAUGUGGUGCCAGGCAAGGCUCUGCUGCCAAGUCCCUCCUCAGCCUUCCUUCACCUCUUCAUCCUGCCUCCCUUUGCAAACUUCAGGUCUCUUUUCUAUUUUGCCUCUCCCAGUUCCUCCUCAUCUCUAACUACUCUCUGCUGCAUUGCUAACUUCAGUGAUGGCUACUUACUUUGAUUCUGCUCAUGGGUACCAGUUUAGAGCCUCUUUCUCCAUUAUUUACCUCUGUGUGUGUGCGUGUGUGUGCACUCACGUGAGUGUAUGUACAUGUAAGCGCUGGUACCCUCAGUAGGAGCAGCAAGUGCUCUUAACUCCUGACUCAUCUCUUCAGUCCCCAUAGCCUCUCCAAAUAAGUUCCUCCUUGAUCAAAGCAAUGCUGUCUCCCUGUGACCCGUGCCAGGAUGCGUGGGCAUCCAUUCCUUCUGCUGUCUAUUGUAUCAAAGUGGUAAUGUGUUAGGUACCCCGUACACAACAGCUUAGUCUCCACCAUGGCCCUCAGGUACAGAUGUGAAUGCAGCAUGAAGUGGGUCAGAGAGGGCAGGUCUGUAGUAUUGGAGGCCAGAGCUCCUAGGUUCUCAGGGCGCACAGGGAUUAGUUAGCUACACUGUAGCACACAUGGCAAAGCAUUUGGUAAGUGAAUGGUCUUUGUGCCGUGCUGUCAGGUUUGAUGUGUGACUGAGGUGGCGACUGGGCUUGGUGUUUGCAAGUUGGGACCUCCAAGCCCAUGACGAGGGUAGAGGUAUAUCUGAGUCCUGUGCUUUGAUGCUUGUGUCUGUGUGGGAGUCAGGGAUAAUCAGAGCUCCUAUGCUUUGGUCCUGGCCCUGGUCACACGACUCCUUCCCAGCUAGAACAGGGGCAAGCAGAUACUGUCCAUGUCAGACCUUCAUGGUUCGAGAGUGACAUAUGUCAGGUGCUUGAUGGUGUCCCAGGUCCCAGGUGGCAAGCUUUGGGCUUGGUGUUCCUAGACACAACCCUCACCGUCACACUGGCCCACCUGCCAGCCAGCCGUCUCCACCUGGAUGUCUGCAACAUUGUAACACAUGCAUGGUUUCCCUUCAAGCGUUUGUUCCCUGCCUGUCCUCCAUCUCUGAGUGUUAGGGAUGAAACUGCUCUGGACCAGUUUCAGAGUCUGCCGCUGCUCCCUCCUUUCCUUUUGCUGUUGUCACCCUCUCCUCUUUGGUUGGCAAAUCCAGUCAGCUGAAAAGACUCUGACUCCCCAGCCACUGGCUCUAGCGGGAGCCUGGCCAUCCCUGCCACCUCUUCCUGCCUCUACAGCCUCACAACACAGCAGGCCAGGAUCCUGCUCCCCUGUGGACAUCCAGGGGCUUCCCUUGGAGCCCUGGCACUGUACCUUAACCUCACCCCACAGGUUGCCAGCUCCCCUCCACCAUCUCCUCUUGCUUCCCUGUCCAGCCCCAGCAGACCCUGUUUCUCCUACCCCAGGUCUCUUCAUCUGCAAUGCCGUUGGUCUCGAAGGAGCCUUGCAUGACCCUCUGACACAUCUCACAGGUCGGGCCAGUUUCUAUGAGGAGUAUGGCGUCAUCCGUGACACGCUGCAGAACCACCUGACUGAGAUCCUCACGCUGGUGGCCAUGGAACUGCCUCUCAACAUCAGCAGCUCAGCCGCCGUGCUCCAGCAUAAGCUCUGGGCCUUCCAGGCCCUGCGGGGGCUGCAGAAGAGCAGUGCCAUCCUGGGCCAGUACCAGGCCUACAGCGGACAGGUGCGCCGAGAGCUGCAGAAGCCAGACGGCUUCCAGAGCCUGACACCAACCUUCGCAGGUGUCCUUGUCCACAUCGACAACCUGCGCUGGGAGGGUGUCCCUUUCAUCCUGAUGUCUGGCAAGGCCUUGGAUGAGAGAGUGGGCUAUGUUCGGAUUGUGUUUAAGAAUCGGGCGUACUGCACCCAGAGCGAGAGACACUGGGUGCCGGAGCAGAGCCGGUGCCUGCCCCAGCAGAUUAUCUUCUACAUUGGACACGGUGAGCUGGGCCACCCUGCCAUUCUGGUCAGCCGGAACCUGUUCAAACCCUCACUACCCACUCAGAAGUGGAAGGAGGUGCAGGACCAGCCUGGGCUCCGCCUGUUCGGCCGUCCUCUGUCUGAUUACUACGCCUACAGGCCUGUGCGGGAGCAAGACGCCUACUCCACCCUCCUGUCGCACAUCUUCCACUGCCGAAAGGAGUCCUUCAUCACCACAGAGAACCUCUUGGCCUCCUGGGUCUUCUGGACCCCGUUACUGGACAGCCUGGCCUUUGAAGUUCCACGCCCAUACCCAGGGGGAGCCGAGAAUGGCCAGCUGCUGGACUUUGAGUUUAGCGGUGGUCAGCUGACCUUCUCCCAGCAGCAGCUGGAGGUGCUGAUACCAGAUCUAGGCUCAGUCCCAAAGCCCAGUGACUUCCAGGUCCUCGGGGCCCGGUAUAGACAGAGCCCACUGAUUACCGCCUGGCCAGAGGAGCUGAUCUCUAAGCUGGCCAGUGACAUUGAAGCCGCCGCGGUGCAGGCAGUACGGCACUUCGGCAAGUUCCACCUGGCACUGUCAGGUGGUUCGAGCCCCAUAGCUCUCUUCCAGCAGCUGGCCACAGGACAUUACAGCUUCCCCUGGGCCCACACACACCUCUGGCUGGUUGAUGAGCGUUGUGUCCCUCUCUCAGAUCCAGACUCCAACUUCCAGGGCCUGCAGGCUCACCUGCUACAGCACGUCAGGGUACCCUACUACAACAUCCACCCGAUGCCAGUGCACCUGCACCAGCGGCUCUGUGCCGAGGAGGACCAGGGAGCUCAGACCUAUGCCAGUGAGAUCUCAGCCCUGGUGGCCAACAGCAGCUUCGACCUGGUGCUCCUGGGCAUGGGCACCGACGGGCACACAGCUUCUCUGUUCCCACAGUCCCCCACAGGCCUGGAUGGUGAUCAGCUGGUGGUGCUGACGGAGAGCCCGUUCAGGCCACACCAACGCAUGAGCCUCAGCCUGCCCCUCAUCAACCGAGCCAAGAAGGUAGCUGUCCUGGUCAUGGGCAGGACAAAACGUGAGAUCACAACGUUGGUGAGCCGCGUGGGCCAUGAACCCAAGAAGUGGCCCAUCUCAGGUGUGGUGCCUCUUUCUGGGCAGCUGGUUUGGUACAUGGAUUACGAGGCCUUUCUGGGAUGACAGUACCAUCCUGGUCUUAGUCACUCUCAGCCUUCCUCUUUAGCUGCCCACUGUGCCUCAGCUGUGUGGAGCCUGGUACCAGAGUCAGGCCCCAGAGAAGGGAGGACAAAACUCUGUGCCGACUUCCUGGACCCACUGGUUCUCGGGAAUUUCGGUGCCUGCACAUGGAAACAAGGUAGAGCUCUGGCCUCAAAACCCAGAUAGGAGAGGGACUAAGGCCUCCAGCAGUUACACACCAGUAGCUACAACACACAGUAAGACUGGGCGAAGGCUCCACGCUAAAGAACCAAAGUGGCCUGCCAAGACUGGCCUGCGAUCUUCAAACUGGUUUCUGUGGAAAGAGGGGCCAGUGUUGAUGGGGAGCAGGGUGCAGAGACUCCUGGUGAAUGUCUUGCUCUGAGCCAGGCCAGCAGAGUAGACACAAUCCUGAGCCUGCACCGGGCGCCUUGCCUCUUCUGGUAUCCCAUCAUCCCUCUGUGCACCUAGCUGAGAUCCAGCGCUCCUCCGGGCAGCUUCUGUCUACUCUGGGAGGACACCCACUGUCCUCAGUAUUCCCCAUUACCCCUCAGCCUCUCCCUCUCUACAGACACAGACACUGCCACGUCAGAAGUUCCCCCAGAUCUAGAGACCGGGGCUCCCUUUCCCACUAAGAACUGUUAUGCUGUCAUUGGGCUGUCGGGCAUCUCUGAUCUAUCUAGACGGGAGGGCUCUGUCUGCUCCUGGGUCGGGGGUGACUCCAGAUCACAGCCUCUUUCUAGGGCUUAUGUGGCCAAUUGCCAGCAUCAGGGCAGACUGCAGCUAGCCCUCCUCACACUACCUCUCUCUGGCUUCAAGUCUGGCAGCAGCCCCUCCUCUGCCGGGCAUCUCCACCAUUCUUACUGACGAACCUGGUACCACUGGGAACACUACAGGCAGCUCCUAACUUCAGUCCCCUCCAGGGCCAACAACAUAAACAUUUCAGGGCACAUACAGUUUUCAUUUAGGCCUCCUGCUGAGUCAUGUGAACAAGGGAAGGCCCAGAAGGGUUAGGAUGGCCCGUCCUCACAGUUACCUAUGUGUCAGUCACAGAGUCUCCGUGUCUUUCAGAAUUUUCCCAUAGAGAGGUUUCCUGUGAUGAGGAGCGUCAGGAAAUCUGUUUCUCUCCUUUUAUUUGAUUGUACUUUCUCCCAGACAGCACAUGGAAAAGAAUUCUUGCUUUCACUAGAGAUGUGUGCAUAGAGUGUAGCCUGAGCUGAGGGCUCUGUAUGAAAGGCACUCUUGUUGAAAUUCUGCUUACUCUGACCUCCAGUGACCCAGACUGACAGAACACCUCUAUUCCUUGGCAGAAAAGAGGAACGCCCUGGGGUCCUUUCCUGGCCUGCUUUGCUCAGGCUUGGAUGCAGGUAGUCGCAGGUGAAGUUCCACCUUUAGCCAUGUGGGGGAGCCCACGUGCCACCACUCACAUUCCACCCAGGAGGCGGGUUUUAGUGCCAAACGUCUUUUCUUCGCUUUUCUUGCUCACUGCCUCUCAGGCGUCUUAGCCCAGUGCGUUUUCAUCAGUUCUUAGGGACUCGGCCUUCUGCAGUUGCAACAUCAGAGAGCAAGGGGCCUUGCAUGCCUCAGGAGAGAGGGUGCCCAGGCUCUGUGUCACCAUUCUGAAUAACGGUGAGUCACUGCCCAGCCUGAGCCUAGAAUGUCCCGUUCUUAUCCAGAUGAAUGACUCGCCUCUGUCUGUGGGGAGUCUCUGCACAGGGGAGGCCAGUGUGGGGGAAAUACCAAAGAUCUCCUUUCCGGAAGCAAGCACAAAUAAAAUUUCAUUGGAAAGGUUGGUGGGGGACAUUGUCUGUGUUCUCUGGCAUGCACCUGUGUGUGCCCUUUCCCUUUCUGCCCCGGGUUAGGAAGGAGUGAUGUUCAGAGCCAGGACCACGGAAGAUGCUGCUCUUCAGACUUUCUGAACCAUCAUCCACAGCCAGCAGGGCUUUACCAAUCAGUCACAUCUGUGUACGAAUCUGUCUCAGGAAGGAGCUCUCAGCCUUAAGACCUGGGAUACCCUCUAUUUUUUUAAAAAUUUUCAUUAAAAAAUUGUUGCUUGCAAACCACUUAA
Mus musculus (house mouse) is the source of this 6328-nucleotide messenger RNA. RefSeq names its product hexose-6-phosphate dehydrogenase (glucose 1-dehydrogenase) (gene H6pd). Gene Ontology annotation, molecular function: glucose 1-dehydrogenase [NAD(P)+] activity; NADP binding; glucose 1-dehydrogenase (NADP+) activity. Bases 2203 to 4245 code for a protein of 680 amino acids. The transcript is spliced from 3 exons. Lineage: Eukaryota; Metazoa; Chordata; Mammalia; Rodentia; Muridae. Gene Ontology annotation, biological process: carbohydrate metabolic process; response to nutrient levels; glucose metabolic process. Gene Ontology annotation, cellular component: endoplasmic reticulum lumen; endoplasmic reticulum. The record is from RefSeq and is a predicted model, not a curated record.